GCGUGUACAUGCUAGCAACCAUUUCUAAUAAGAUGAAUGAAACUAGAUGUCGAUUAUUAUUAUUGUGAUUUUGUUUAGGUUUAUGUUGACGUAACAUGGCUAAAAGCGCGAAAUCUUCCAGUUAAAAGGAACAGAUCAAGUGUGGAAACAAACACACAAGUGAAUUACGACUAAUUUAGUCAAGUGACUUAGUGCUAAAACAGAAAGUUACAAGGCUUAGACUAGAGGAAAAUAAAUUUUAAAAAGAAAGAGACUGGUUAUGGCAUUUCCUGAGCCCAGACCUCAGGCCCCCCAGCUUCCCCAGCAUCUUCUGAGGACGAUCAACUGCCAGCAAGGAGCUGUCAGAGCUGUACGCUUCAAUGGUGAUGGGAACUACAUCCUGUCCUGCGGCAGCGACAAAUCCCUCAAACUGUGGAGCGUGGGUCGGGGGACUUUGCUGAAGACAUACAGCGGCCAUGGCUACGAGGUUCUGGACGCUGACAGUUCCUUUGACAACAGUCAGAUCUGCUCCUGCAGCUCCGACAAGACCGUGAUUUUAUGGGAUGUCGCUACAGGACAGGUCACACGGAAACUCCGAGGUCAUGCAGGGAAAGUGAACUGUGUCCAGUUCAAUGAGGAGGCAACUGUCACCUUGUCUGGAUCCAUAGAUGGGACAGUGAGGUGCUGGGACAACCGAUCAAGAAAAUCGGAGCCCAUCCAGAUCUUAGAUGAGGCUCGUGACGGCAUCAGCAGCCUCAAAGUGGUUCAGCAUGAGCUGCUCACUGGGUCAGUGGAUGGCAGGGUGAGGCGCUAUGACCUGAGAAUGGGACAGCUGCAUGUGGACUUUAUUGACAGUCCCAUCACCUGUGUGUGUUUCAGUCAAGAUGGUCAGUGCACCCUGAGCUCCAGCUUGGACUCUGCAGUUAGACUGCUGGACAAAAGCACGGGGGAAAUGCUGGGAGAAUAUAAAGGCCACAAGAUGAAGGGCUACAAGCUGGACUGCUGUUUGUCGAACAGAGACACACACGUCUUGAGCUGCUCAGAGGACGGCCAUGUGUACUGCUGGGACCUGGUGGAGGGUUCUUUGUCUUUGAAGCUGCUGGUGGGGACAGCAGUUGUCCAGUCCUUGUCCUUCCAUCCAUCAGAGACCCGCCUUCUCACAGCUAUGGAGGGCCGUGUUCAGGUGUGGAGUGCAGAGCCAGAGGAGACGGAGGAUGAAGCGCCGCUCUUAUAAAAGCAUGAAUGGAGCCACGACACAGUUGUGUAUUUGACUGCAGCGCUCAGUUUUUGCAUCAGCACACAUGCAGCUGCUGCAGAGUUUCAAACAAUGUCGAUUUUCAACUGUUGGAUGUUGGGGAGCUUUUACUCUCCUGACAAACAUUAUUGGACUCGAGCUUUACUAAUAACUUUGUAAAUGUUGGCUGAGUAACUUUUGAGAUAUUUUGUACAUUAAACAGACUCACAAAGACUGUAAAAAAAA
This is a messenger RNA of Oryzias latipes (Japanese medaka), 1459 nucleotides long. It is a transcript of the gene wdr83, whose product is annotated as WD repeat domain containing 83. Gene Ontology annotation, cellular component: catalytic step 2 spliceosome. The record is from RefSeq and is a predicted model, not a curated record. Gene Ontology annotation, molecular function: protein binding. NCBI's taxonomy places the organism in Eukaryota, Metazoa, Chordata, Actinopteri, Beloniformes, Adrianichthyidae. Gene Ontology annotation, biological process: mRNA splicing, via spliceosome.